Messenger RNA from Musa acuminata subsp. malaccensis (wild Malaysian banana), 2124 nucleotides. RefSeq names its product amino acid transporter AVT6E-like. Gene Ontology annotation, biological process: amino acid transmembrane transport. Gene Ontology annotation, molecular function: L-amino acid transmembrane transporter activity. The record is from RefSeq and is a predicted model, not a curated record. Lineage: Eukaryota; Viridiplantae; Streptophyta; Magnoliopsida; Zingiberales; Musaceae.
CUUCUCCCUCAUUGGAUCUGCAAGCACUUUACCCCAAUCCACGACGACAUCUCCGUCGCCAGAUUACAAGGCAAAGAACGGCUCCGAUCUUUUCGGUAUUCGGCUCGUCUCUCUCCCUCCUUCGCAUCCUCUCCCCGAUCCCAACCCUCAUCAUCUUCUUCUUGUAUAUCACAAUCUCAAAUUCCUCCCCAAGGAUGAACAGCACCUACACUGCCCUCCCUGUAUCUUCCUCCAUCGAGCUCCAAGCCAAAUCCCCAACCCUACCUCAAGACCCUCCCAAGAAGCAGGAAGAAUUCGGCGUUGAGCUACCCCUCAUCCUCGACGCCGCCGGUGCCGGGUACGGACCUGCCGCCGCGGGAUCCGGCGUGCCCGGCGCCGUCUUCAACCUCGCCACCUCGAUCAUCGGCGCCGGGAUCAUGGCCCUUCCCGCCACCCUGAAGGUCCUCGGCCUCCUCGUUGGUUUCGUCUCCAUCGUCCUCAUGGGAAUCCUGUCCGAGAUCAGCAUCGAGCUCCUCGUCCGGUUCUCCGUCCUCUGCAAGUCGUCCUCCUACGGGGACGUCGUCCAGACCGCCCUCGGCCGCCCCUUCAAGAUCGUCUCCGAGAUCUGCGUCAUCAUCAACAACGCCGGUGUCCUCGUCGUCUACUUGAUAAUCAUCGGGGAUGUGAUGUCAGGAUCCUCGAAGCACGUCGGCGUCUUCGAUCAAUUGCUCGGGAGUGGCGGCGAGUGGGAUCACAGGAAAUUGGUGAUCCUUGUGGUAUUGGUCAUCUUCUUGGCCCCUCUUUGUUCUCUGGAAAAGAUCGAUUCGCUUAGCCUCACUUCAGCUGCCUCCGUGGCUCUUGCCGUUGUCUUCGUGAUCGUGUCGUCCAUCAUUGCGUUGGUUAAGCUCGUUGAAGGCAGGAUAGGGACGCCAAGAUUGGGGCCUGAUUUUGGAUCGAAAGCUGCCUUCUUGGAUCUGCUGGUGGUCGUUCCGAUAAUGACUAAUGCCUAUGUUUGCCAUUUCAAUGUUCAGCCCAUCUACAAUGAGCUCGAGGGGAGAACGCCAAAGAAGAUGUACCUUGUCAGUAGGAUCACCACAGUGUUGUGUGUGGCCAUCUAUGCCUCAACUGCUAUAUCAGGAUACCUGUUGUUUGGGGAUGACACCGAGUCGGAUGUGCUGACAAAUUUUGAUAAGGAUCUUGGAAUUCGGUUCAGUUUGAUCCUGAAUUAUGUGGUGAGGAUUGGAUAUAUUCUUCAUCUGAUUCUUGUUUUCCCUGUCAUUCAUUUUUCGCUCAGGCAGACGGUAGAUUCGCUAGUGUUUGCAGAAUCAGCUCCUGGAAGUAGGAAAAGGAUGUUGACUUUGACGGCUGUGCUACUUGCUAUUAUUUAUCUUGGUUCUACUAUGAUACCAAACAUCUGGGUGGCUUUCAAGUUUACUGGUGCUACAACUGGCUUGUCGCUGGGGUUUAUAUUUCCAGCUCUUAUUGCAUUGAGAUUGGAUAAGAAAGAAAAGGUUUUAAAUCUUAGAGAGAGGUACAUGUCAUGGCUGAUGUUAGUAUUGGCAGUGGUUGCUAGUAUUUUGGGAGUUGUUGGGAAUAUCUUUACUCUUAAAAAUAGGUCUGAGUGAUUUAUAUUGCGUUAGUUCCCAAUUAGGUAUGUGAAGUUGAAGUUAUGCAAAUUUUUUUGGUCAUGCCAUGAUGAUGACCGAUUUAUAUGGUUGAUGAAGAUUGAGACAAGAAAAUUGACCUUUGCGGCAGAAAAUCUUGGUUGUUCUGGGCCUUCUGCCACAUACUGGCUUGCCAAGCAGGAACAUAAUGAGUUCUAGUUUUGUUUAUAGCAUACUUCGGUUGAGAUAUGUAGUGCCAGAUUAAUGCCUUGAGAGCUUUUAGAAGUACUUACUCAGAUCUGAGACAUCCUUGCUACUCCUGUUCUCAGUUUUGACCAUUCUAUGAAAAUUGUUGAACGUUGGAAUUGAUAGACAGAGGUAUGCUUUCGAGAUGCAAAUUGGUGUAUCUACUGACACAGUGACCAUACUUUUACAUUGUUCGAGCAUUAAAUUCUUGUAUUACCUCGAUCCUCACUGUAAGUCCACACUUCUGUAACUUUAUUUGCAUUCAGGAAUAAAUAUGCGAUUGAAUUCCUUUCUU